This is a messenger RNA of Coniosporium apollinis CBS 100218, 1131 nucleotides long. RefSeq lists its product as uncharacterized. Gene Ontology annotation, molecular function: L-aspartate:2-oxoglutarate transaminase activity; pyridoxal phosphate binding. NCBI's taxonomy places the organism in Eukaryota, Fungi, Ascomycota, Dothideomycetes. The record is from RefSeq and is a predicted model, not a curated record. Gene Ontology annotation, biological process: L-aspartate biosynthetic process. The transcript is spliced from 5 exons. Bases 1 to 1131 code for a protein of 376 amino acids. Gene Ontology annotation, cellular component: cytosol.
AUGGCAGAGUCCUUCUUCUCAUCGACACCAAGAAUUCCCAAAGAUGCCAUCUUCGCUUUAACAGCACAGUAUAAGAGCGACAGCUCCCCGAUCAAAGUCAAUUUGGGUCAAGGCACAUAUCAAGAUGAUGCAGGCCAGCCGUGGAUUCUACCCGCGGUCGCAGAGGCUCGCAGACGUGUCCAGAACCGCAAGCUAGUCCACGAGUACCUUCCCAUCCUAGGCCUUCCAGAAUUCAGGCAUGCUGCUUGCAGGAUGGUCAUCGGCCAGCCAGCCUUCGAUUCUGUAUCUUCUCGUAUUGCCAGCUCUCAAGCCCUUUCCGGUACAGGCAGCCUUCACUUAGCUGCGUCACUUAUCAAGACUUGCAGCUCGCUGAAACCGACGAUCUGGAUCCCAGAACCAACAUGGUCGAAUCAUCAUCUUGUCUUCGGUUCACUGGGCUUCAAAUGCCGCUCAUUCCCAUACUACGAUUUUGAAAGAAAGAGCCUUGAUUUCGAUUCAUAUAGAACCAUGCUGCAGAGCGCGGAGCCAAAAUCAAUCGUUGUUCUUCAUGCUUGUGCCCACAAUCCAACAGGGUGUGACCCAACAAAAGAGCAGUGGCGCGAGAUCGGGGAAACGAUGAAGCAACGGCAACUGUUUCCACUAUUUGAUGCAGCCUACCUGGGGUUCAAUUCAGGCAAUAUUGACGAUGACGCAUACGCAAUUCGCCUCUUCGUGAAUGAGCUCGACAUGGAGGCUGCUGUGUGCGUGUCGUUUGCAAAGAAUAUGGGUCUCUAUGGCGAGAGAGUCGGAUGCAGUUUCCUUGUGACACGGAAUGCCGAUUUUGCAGUGAACACUGAGUCAGUGUUAGAAAGGUUGCAGCGCUCGGUAGUUUCAAAUCCGCCAGCGUAUGGCGCGAAGAUUGCAGGCACGAUUUUGAACGAUGACAAACUCAGGAAUAUAUGGAAUGAUGACAUGGUUACGAUGUGCUCCCGUAUCAAAGAGAUGAGACAAGCACUAUACGAGCAGCUUCUUGUCAACGAUGCUCCGGGUGAUUGGACCCACAUUAUCAAACAGUCAGGCAUGUUCAGCUUUCUCGGUUUGCCACUUGAAAUCGUCAUCAAGCUAAGAGCACCACAUCUACAUGGCAGAUAA